AUGUUUACUAUCUAUCUAUCUAUCUAUCUAUCUAUCUAUCUAUCUAUCUAUCUAUCUAUCUCACCAACCGAAGGAUACAAGCCUCCCUUGAAUUAUGCUGAAUUGAGACCCUUCAUCAUUGAAUUAGGGAUUUGCUUCAUUCACGUCAUUUCCGGUCGAAUCUAUCUAUCUAUCUAUCUAUCUAUCUAUCUAUCUAUCUGUUCAUAUAUAUGUCUCUCUUUAUCUCUCUGUUCGAGCGCCUCCCUCACCGAACCAACUUUAGAUCCACCCCCACCACCGCAUAUCUCUCAUGCUUGUUCUUUUUUUCCCUCCAUUGUUUCUCCUAAUCUCUUUUUUUCUUCUUCUUCACAUUUCUUUAUCUUUUCUGUCACGCACGCAAGUAUACGAUCUCUAACUGACACAUGUAGACGCAUACAGCAUUCAAUCUCACCUUGGCGUUUACGUCGUAACACUAACCGAUCGACAAGUAGAUAUACAGAUGAUUACACAAUCGAGGUAUUGCGGAUUUUACAAACAAAUGUGUGUACAGAUUUUUAG
Molecule: messenger RNA, 537 nt
Organism: Acanthosepion pharaonis
Lineage: Eukaryota; Metazoa; Mollusca; Cephalopoda; Sepiida; Sepiidae
Source: the annotation of a GenBank genome assembly